This is a messenger RNA of Trichechus manatus latirostris (Florida manatee), 4196 nucleotides long. Its product is annotated as mastermind-like protein 3. The transcript is spliced from 3 exons. Gene Ontology annotation, biological process: positive regulation of transcription of Notch receptor target. Gene Ontology annotation, molecular function: transcription coactivator activity. The coding region runs from base 1 to 1371 and encodes 456 amino acids. The record is from RefSeq and is a predicted model, not a curated record. Gene Ontology annotation, cellular component: nucleoplasm. Lineage: Eukaryota; Metazoa; Chordata; Mammalia; Sirenia; Trichechidae.
AUGCGGACUCCCUGCAUCUCUCUCUUCCUGCCCUCCCAGGAGCAGCACCCAGUCGGGCUUCCCAGGACCACAGGCCCCCUGCAGUCCUCGGUGCCCCCAGGCUCGGGCGGCAUGGUCUCCGGAGCCAGUUCCGCGGGUCCUGGCUUCCUGGGCAGCCAGCCGCAGGCAGCCAUCAUGAAGCAGAUGCUCAUCGAUCAGCGGGCCCAGCUGAUGGAGCAGCAGAAGCAGCAAUUCCUGCGGGAGCAAAGGCAGCAACAGCAGCAACAGCAGAUUCUGGCCGAGCAGCAGCUGCAGCAGUCACACUUACCUCGGCAGCACCUCCAACAACAGCGGAACCCGUACCCAGUGCAGCAAAUCAAUCAGUUUCAAGGUUCUCCCCAGGACUUAGCAGCCGUGAGAAGCCAAGCAGCCCUCCAGAGCAUGCGGACAACACGGUUGAUGGCACAGAACGCAGGCAUGAUGGGAAUGGGACCCUCCCAGAACCCGGGGACAAUGGCCGCAGCAGCAGCCCAGUCAGAGAUGGGACUGGCCCCUUAUAGCACCACGCCUACCAGCCAACCGGGAAUGUACAAUAUGAGCACAGGAAUGACCCAAAUGUUGCAGCACCCAAACCAAAGUGGCAUGAGCAUCACACAUAACCAAGCCCAGGGGCCGAGGCAGCCUGCCUCUGGGCAAGGGGUUGGAAUGGUGAGUGGUUUUAGUCAGAGCAUGCUGGUGAACUCGGGCAUUACCCAGCAGCACCAGCAGAUAAAAGGGCCUGUAGGCCAAGCCUUGACAAGGCCCCAAGCCCCUCCAAGGCUUCAGAGCAUUAUGGGAACGGUCCAGCAAGGAGCACAGAGCUGGCCACAGAGGAGCUUACAGGCGAUGCCUGGGAGGACUAGUGGAGAAUUGGGACCAUUCAACAAUGGCUCCGGCUACCCACUUCAAGCUGGGCAGCCAAGACUGACCAAGCAACACUUCCCACAGGGACUGAGCCAGUCGGUUGUGGACACCAACACUGGCGCAGUGAGAACCCUCAACCCAGCUGCCAUGGGUCGGCAGAUGAUGCCGUCGCUCCCGGGGCAGCAAGGCACCGGCCAGGCCAGGCCAAUGGUCAUGUCUGGCCUAAGCCAGGGUGUCCCUGGCAUGCCGGGGUUCAGCCAGCCCCCAGCCCAGCAGCCGAUGCCCGGUGGCAGCUUCGCUCCAAGCAGCCAGAGCCAAGCCUAUGACCGGAACCCCCCUCAGGACAUGUCGUACAAUUACAGUGGCGAAGGAGCCGGGGCUUCCUUCCCUGGCCUGCCGGACAGUGCAGACCUUGUGGACUCCAUCAUCAAGGGUGGGCCAGGGGAUGAGUGGAUGCAGGAGCUUGAUGAAUUGUUUGGAAACCCCUAGUCGGGGGGGAGGCGGGGGUCAGGAGCCACAGCUCUAGUGGUUAAAGUUUUGAAAAGUGAAAAAGAAACAGGAUGUUGACCCAUCCUUGUUUUUUGUUUUUUUAACCCACGUAAACUGAGCAAAACUGCAAGUGGCUGACAGGGGAAGAUCCAGGUGGCAAUUUACAGCCCCAGAGGGCCGGAUUUUCACACUGCAGUCAAGACACCAUGCAGAUCUCAGCUGCUAGAGAGGGAGGCGCACCAGGGGGCAGGUGGGGAGACUGAGCCCAGCCCCCCUGCUCAGCCCUCACUGGGAUCACCCGGCCCAGCAAUUGCUGCUCAAGCCAAGAGGGACUGUCGUCCAAGGUGAGGCAUCCAUCAGCCCCUCCUGCCCCAGGCCCGGAGGCUGCAGCUUUGGAGACACAAAAAAGACAGAGCCUCGAGCCAGAGAAGUACCCACAGAAGCUUCUGGGUGAUUGCACAGGCCAAGUGCACAGAUCAGAAAUACGCUGGACUUGGUGGAAAGAGAUGUAAGGCUUCUGGACAGGCUACUGUAUCUGGAAAGUAGGCAAGAACAGUGCUAUCAUCACAGGGAGAGGACAAAGAAUUCUGUCAGCCUUUCUGGCUCCGGCCCCAGGAUGACCCUCAGGAAUGUUAGAGGCAUUGCUGCCAGCUGCCUCAUGAAGAUAGCCAGCUGAGCUUGAGGGAGUGUCCAUCCACAGUCCUGAUGGGGCAGCCCUAUGAUGGUGACAAGUUGUGGCCAUCACUCCGGGUAGAUGGGCUGGAGCCUCCUCAGGUCUGGUACAAUAACACCGACACGCCUAGGCCGUUGGCGCCUUCUGGCAGCCGCAGGGUGGAGAGCACUGUUGGACUCCGUGUCGGGGCCACCCAGCACCUCUCUCCCCACCCCUGCCCUUGUUCCCCCUUACAGACUAUCCAAGAAGAAAUGGAGCUUUUGUCUUUAGGGAGCCUGGACUGAGUCCAAAUAAAUGAAAGAAGAAUUUAGACAAUGCCUGAACCGCAAAGGAGACACUGGAGUUUUCUUUCUCUAAAAUGCGUAGAGUUGAGUGAAUAUUCUCUGCCUGGAACUGAGAGGGCUGCUCUGAGGUCUGGGGGUGGGUGUAGGGAGCCACAUCGGAUGCUUCACAUACACCUAGAGAGGAAUGGCCUGGCAGUCGGCCAGUCUCACUCCCUUUGGGAAAAUCCCAGGGUGAGUCUCUGAAAUCGGCCUUUUGUUUAUCAUAAUCUCUACUCACCUAAAAGACAGGAGUGAAAAAAAUCCAUUGCUACACCUUGCAAAUUUGGAUUAUAAAAGGGAAGGAUACGGUUCCUGUCAUUUGGACAAAGUAACCCACUUCCAAGUUCUUUACAGUUCUCUGUAAUUCACUCAAAUCGGCCCUAGGUGAAGUCUGUCAGGAGUCGUCCACAGUGCCCCCUACCGUAGACUUGUUUCUUCAGUUCCUUCCUCCCCUCCCGCUGCCCCAUUUUGGAGGCCACGUGGUGUAAUUAUUUUCAUAAGUGAGUGUGACGUGUCCUUUACCCUGUCACCCUCCCUCGGUGUCCCAAAUGCUUGUUCCCUUCUGUGCACUCCCAGGCCACCCACCACGCCACAGCCAGAGCCCCUGGCCUGGACUGGCUUGUCCCGGGGGAAACUGCAAAGAAGGCAAGAUUGAAGGCCGGGGCAGAGGGGCCGUAGAGAGGAGGCAGGCGGGCCGACCUUGCCCUUGACUUGCUGUCUGUAUACCCGGGUUCAGACAUCUGCUCAGUAACGGGCAGGAUGCAAGGCCAGAGGUGCGGGCUGGCGAGAGCCCGGGCAGGGUGACCGUGAACUCCCUGAGUGGUGAGGAACGCCACUUGGGAAACUGAGUGGAAACAGAUGAAAACCAAAAAAAAGUGAAAAUUUUAAACGUAAACAAGAGGACACAGAAUACAUAAUUACCUUUUUCAGAAAGAUACGGGAAAUAAAUAUCUAAGCAACGAUGAGAAACAGGAGAUGGCUGAAGGAGAAAGGGAGGCUCCCAUGACCUUGAAAAGCUUCCUCCAAAUGCUCAGUCCUGGGACCAACUAAUAGAGACGUAGAUUUUCCUAAGGUGGUUUUGUUUCGUUUUGGUUUUUACUACGGUGCUGAUGUAUAUGUAAUGUCUAAAAAAAAGGUUAUUUGUAAAUAAGUUUUUACAAUACUGCAGAUAUCACUGGGUCUACUAUCUGUAAAAAAAUAUAUACAUAUAAAUAUAUAUAUACUGUUUGUUUAAAAGAGUAUUUUUAUUUCAUUCCUUAACUCAUCAUCACAGCAGUGGUAUUGCACUUCAGAUGACAUCUAAUUACUAAUUUGUACUGUAUGAGCUGAUGCCAACUUGCUCCAUUUUAUUCAGAUUUUUCUAGUUUUCUGUUUUUACUUUGUACAUUGAGCAUUGCUUAUUUCCUUUUAAGAGAUGUACAGAACUCUGAAAUGUAGAAAUGAAGUGAUGUUGACAUACCACUUUUAAAGAAAAGAAAAAAGCAAAUAAAAGAUCAUUAUCUGAAUCAAUCCAAAGUAUAGGAUCGUCACUGGAUCUACAACCUUUAAUUAAGCAGAUAUGGUAUUCCUGGGUUUUAGCUGAGGAACUGUGUUUUUUCCCUCAAGAUUUUGAUAUCAUUAUUAAAACAUUUAUUUAACAGUAGGCAUCAAUCAUUCCCAGCCUUUUUAAUUCAUCGGCACAACUAAAACUCUCUAAAUUGGCCACAGUGCUCUGAGAGAUGUGGCAAAAGGAAAGGAGGAAAAUCAAGUUUGAAAAACCAAAAAACCAAACCGUUGCUGUCGAGCUGAUUCCAACUCAUGAUGACCUCAUGUGCUACAGAGUAGAACUG